This is a messenger RNA of Paramisgurnus dabryanus, 2492 nucleotides long. RefSeq names its product p21 protein (Cdc42/Rac)-activated kinase 2a (gene pak2a). Gene Ontology annotation, molecular function: ATP binding; protein serine/threonine kinase activity. The record is from RefSeq and is a predicted model, not a curated record. Gene Ontology annotation, biological process: protein phosphorylation. Lineage: Eukaryota; Metazoa; Chordata; Actinopteri; Cypriniformes; Cobitidae.
AUGUCUGACAACGGAGAGCUGGAGGACAAACCCCCUGCCCCACCGGUCAGAAUGAGCAGCACCUUUAGCACUGGCAACAAAGACAAUAUGUCAGCAAUCCCCGGCACUAAACCUCUGCCUUCCCUCCCAGAGGAGAAGAGAGACAAACAUCGUUAUAAGAUCACUUCUAUAUUCUCACAAGAGAAAGGAAGAAAAAAAGACAAGGAUAAGGAGCGUCCGGAGAUUUCGAACCCAUCAGACUUCGAGCACACCAUACAUGUGGGCUUUGACUCUGUCACAGGAGAGUUCACUGGCAUGCCAGAGCAGUGGGCCCGGCUCCUGCAGACCUCCAACAUCACAAAAUCUGAGCAAAAGAAAAACCCUCAAGCUGUGCUGGAUGUGCUCAAGUUCUACGACUCCACGGGCAACAGCAGGCAGAAAUACCUCAGCUUUACAGAUAAAGAUGCACCACCAAAAAAAGGCUCAGAGCAAUCACCGAUCAAGAGCCCCGAUGAUGAUGACGAUGAUGAAGCCCCUCCUCCUGUCGUAGCACCACGCCCACAUCACACCAUAUCUGUAUACACUCGUUCGGUCAUUGAUCCCAUUCCAGCACCUGCAGCUGUUGCAGAAACAGAUUCCUCCAGAGCUGCAGACAAACAGAAGAAGGGCAAGGGGGGCAAGAUGACUGAUGAAGAGAUCAUGGAGAAACUUAGAACAAUUGUCAGUAUUGGAGACCCCAAGAAAAAAUACACAAGAUACGAAAAAAUCGGACAAGGUGCAUCUGGUACGGUGUACACAGCCAUUGAUGUUGCAACUGGCCAAGAGGUUGCCAUCAAACAGAUUAACCUCCAGAAGCAGCCCAAGAAAGAGUUGAUCAUCAAUGAGAUCCUUGUGAUGAAAGAGAUGAAGAACCCAAACAUUGUCAACUUCGUAGACAGCUUUCUGGUAGGAGACGAGCUCUUUGUGGUAAUGGAGUAUCUCGCUGGAGGCUCUCUCACAGAUGUGGUAACAGAAACAUGCAUGGACGAGGCGCAGAUUGCUGCUGUCUGUAGAGAGUGUUUACAAGCGCUAGAGUUCCUGCAUGCGAAUCAGGUCAUCCACCGAGACAUCAAAAGUGACAAUGUACUGUUAGGAAUGGAUGGAUCAGUCAAGCUAACCGAUUUUGGAUUCUGUGCUCAGAUCACCCCUGAGCAAAGCAAGAGGAGCACCAUGGUAGGAACACCCUACUGGAUGGCCCCUGAAGUGGUCACACGUAAAGCCUACGGGCCUAAGGUGGACAUAUGGUCUCUGGGCAUCAUGGCCAUUGAAAUGGUAGAAGGUGAACCACCUUACCUCAAUGAAAAUCCACUAAGGGCUCUGUACCUCAUUGCCACUAAUGGCACCCCAGAGCUGCAGAACCCAGAGAAGCUGUCGCCCAUAUUUAGAGACUUUCUGAACCGCUGUCUCGAGAUGGAUGUGGAGAAGAGAGGUGGAGGAAAGGAACUUUUGCAACAUCCAUUCCUCAAGCUGGCAAAACCCCUGUCGAGCCUCACUCCCCUUAUACUAGCAUCCAAGGAGGCGAUGAAGAGUAGUCGCUAACCUCGAAUUCCCUCUAAUCGACCAGAUCCUGUGAGGACCUUCAUCACUCCAGCAGAGUCUUCCUUUUACCCCUGUGGAGGACCUUUGCCAUUCAGCCUUGAGGACUUUAGUUAUCUCCACCUGAGUGAUUGCACAAUCAUCAUGUCAAGGCUUGUCAUGCCAAACUUUCUCAAUGUGCCUGGAGGGGCUGAAAUACCAGAGGAGCCACAAACUGCAGACCCCUCUUGUUUUCUACUGAUGUAUUUCUUUUUAUUUGUUUUACGUAAACGGUUCUGUCCUCUUGGCGUAGUCAGUACGUGCCUGAACAUUUCAUGAUUUUUUUACACGAUUCUGUUGAAUUUUACUAGUUACGACAUGAGUAUUGGCCUAACAGAGUAUUUUCCCUUUAUUUUUAAUUUCCAGAGAUGUUUUGUAAUACUUGAACUCGUGUUAUAUGCCCCUCUCUCUCUUAAUGACCUGUCACUUGUGCCUACUACCUGUUUGCUUUCAGUCGUUUAAAAAAAGGAACAAUUUUGCUGUAUGAAAUUAAACGAACCAUUUAAGUUUUUGUUCCCUCUUUAGGAACUAAACGAAUAACCUAAAUUGUUUUGUAUAUUGUGAACUUUGAUUAGCAUUCAGAAAUGGAAAACAAAAUCAGAAUCAGGACUAAAUGUUGUCUAUUUAUGUGUAUGUAUACAGUAUUUUAUAUUUUAACUAACAAUCUGACAGAAUGCCAGAAUUUAAUGUAUUUUCAAUUGUUGACUUGCUAUAUUCUCUGCAUGUUAAAUCUAACUUGAGUAAAAACUACAUUUCAAUACGAAAUGUUUUCAGAUGUUCAGACAUUCCAGUUUAGUAAAUACACUUUUUUUGUCUCUUUUCUACUUAUUCUUAUCAAAUUGUUGAAACCUACCUAUAACAUACUUUGUAAAUUAUUAAAAAACACAUGGAUCAAAUCA